GGGAGGCGCUGGCUGAAAGGCUGAAAGAGCUGUCGAAUCUUGUUGGCUGAUCCAGCAUCACAUUAAUGGAGAAGAAUGGCUCGCAUCUCUUUGGACAGUCCAACCUCUUUACCAGGGAUCCCUCUCAGUGUGCUGUCAGUGCCCAUGGAGAAUAAAUACAAAUGUCAGCAGUGUCUCCAGGUCCUGAGGAAACCUGUUCAGGCUCAGUGUGGCCACCGCUUCUGUGUACACUGCUUCAAGCAGCUCACCAGCUCUGGGCCAAAGCCUUGUGAAGCCUGUCGACAAGAGGAGAUCUACGAAGAACCCAUAUCUAUUCUGAACAGUAACGAGGCAUUCCCAGAUAAUGCUGCUGGUCGAGAAAUAGCGAGUCUGCCAGCCAGGUGUUUGAACCAGGGAUGCAGCUGGACAGGAUCUAUAAAAGAAUAUGAGACUCAACACGAAGGUCGCUGUGAGUUCGAGCGGGUGCAGUGCGAGGCCUGCCAAGCCUCCAUCCUCCUGAAGGACAAGGACAGACACAGCGAGCGGGAAUGCGAGGAAAGGACUCUGAACUGCAAAUACUGCAAAGUGACGUUCAACUUCAAAGACAUUAAAGCCCACGAUGAGAUCUGCGUGAAGUUUCCUUUACAAUGCAAAGACUGUGGCAAAAAGAAGAUCCCAAGAGAAAAGUUCGGUGAGCACAUGAAGUCCUGCCCCAAGUCCAAGAGCUCCUGUCCGUUCAGUGACGUGGGCUGCAAGUCUGUGAUUGAGAACGGGAAAAUUAUUGAACAUGAGCACAGCAGCACCAUGGAGCACUUGCGUCUGCUGCUGCCUAUGGUUCUGUCCAUGACCUCUACUCGCCCAGAGACUUCUGGAUCUGGAGAGUGGCAGGAAGACUCGGGUCUGGGUCUGUACAGAGCUCCUGAUGAGGGGAGUGGGGCUGCAGCCCCCACACACUCUGUGGACCUGGAGAAAAAAGUGGGCGCUUUGGAGAACAUCGUGUGCGUCCUGAACCGAGAAGUGGAGCGCAGCUCCGUCACUCUGGAGGCUUUUGCCCACCAGCAUCGUUUAGACCAGGAAAAGAUAGAAAACCUGUCAAACAGAGUGCGGCAGCUCGAGCGGACGGUGACCAUGAGAGACUUGCAGCUGUCUGAAACCGAACAGCUGCUGCGGGAGCUGCAGCACUGCACCUACGACGGUGUGUUUGUGUGGAAAAUCACGGACUUCUCACGCCGCAGGCAGGACGCCGUGGCGAGUCGAGCGCCUGCUAUGUUCUCACCAGCAUUUUACUCUAGUAAGUAUGGCUACAAAAUGUGUCUCAGGCUGUAUCUGAACGGCGAUGGGACAGGACGGGGCACACACCUGUCGCUGUUCUUCGUGGUCAUGAGGGGCAAAUGUGAUGCUCUGCUGAAAUGGCCCUUCAGUCAGAAGGUGACGCUCAUGCUCCUGGAUCAGAACAACAGGGAGCACAUUAUCGAUGCGUUCCGCCCCGACGUCACCUCCACCUCCUUCCAGCGGCCGAUCAGUGAGAUGAACAUCGCCAGCGGCUGCCCUCUCUUCUGUCCUCUGCCUAAACUGGCUGGCAAGAGCCCUUAUCUGAGAGAUGACACCAUAUUCAUCAAAGCUAUUGUAGACCUCACAGGCUUAUAGGGUGCAAACUGUGGAAGUUGCACCAAAAUAUUGAAACAUUUACUAAAAACCUGAAUAUUUAAUAGAUUUAUUCACAUAUAUAA
Messenger RNA from Nematolebias whitei (Rio pearlfish), 1709 nucleotides. RefSeq names its product Tnf receptor-associated factor 2b (gene traf2b). Bases 76 to 1626 code for a protein of 516 amino acids. Gene Ontology annotation, cellular component: cytoplasmic side of plasma membrane; plasma membrane signaling receptor complex. The transcript is spliced from 11 exons. Gene Ontology annotation, molecular function: ubiquitin protein ligase binding; zinc ion binding; ubiquitin-protein transferase activity. Gene Ontology annotation, biological process: tumor necrosis factor-mediated signaling pathway; positive regulation of canonical NF-kappaB signal transduction; protein K63-linked ubiquitination. The record is from RefSeq and is a predicted model, not a curated record. Lineage: Eukaryota; Metazoa; Chordata; Actinopteri; Cyprinodontiformes; Rivulidae.